GUCACUUGACGAUUAACGUCCCUUAUUGGUCCCGGGAGCAGAUGGAGAAGUCCUAAUGAGAAGGAGCCGGUUGGGCCGUAAACACCUCCGGUCGUCGCCGCUCCACAGAUCUCGUGCGGCGGGAGUCGAAGGACCGGACUCUCGUUUCGUUCUUCACCUCCUCCUCUUCUUCAUCCUCCCUCCACUUUCAGACUGCAUGUUCAGCCACACCGCCUCGCUGUGCGUCUUCAGCCCGGACGAGCAUGGACAGUCGGGUAAUCGAGCACUCUCACACCCAGUUCGGAGGAUCUCUGGGCGGACUGGUGGGGUUCCCCUACCCGCUCGGCCCCCACCACCACCAGCACCAGCACGUCUACGAUCUCGGUGGCGGACAUCAGCUGCAGUCGGUGGCCGCCAUCCCCUUCUCCAUAGACGGAUUACUUAACGGCUCGUGCUCGGCGUCGGUGGUGAGAUCCAGUCCGCUGCUGUCGACCGACAGUCCGCAGUUCAAACUGUCAGAUUCCGGCGAUCCGGAUAAGGACAGUGCGGGUUGCAAACGCAGACGCACGCGGACGAACUUCACCGGCUGGCAGCUGGAGGAGCUGGAGAAGGCUUUCAACGAGAGUCACUAUCCGGACGUGUUCAUGCGGGAGGCGCUGGCGCUCAGGCUGGACCUGGUGGAGUCCAGGGUCCAGGUUUGGUUCCAAAACCGACGAGCCAAAUGGAGAAAAAAGGAGAAUACGAAGAAGGGUCCGGGGCGGCCUGCUCACAACUCCCACCCAACCACAUGCAGCGGUGAGCCCAUGGACCCGGAAGAGAUCGCACGCAGGGAGCGCGAGCGAGCAGAGAAGAAGAAACGGAAGCAGGAGCGGAAGCUGCUGAAGUCCCAGAACAAACUUCUCCCAGGUGACAAUUUCCACACACCCGGAGGUUCCGAGAGUGACAGUGGUGUGUCCCAGUUCACAGACAGUGAACAGCAGCCAUCGAAUGUCAACGGGUCGAUCCACAUCGAACUGCCGGCGACGAAGGGUUCAGGAGGACGGCACCAAACAGAAUGCAGUUCUGACCAAACGUCGCACAACUUCUGCCAACUCCAAAACCACCAAAACCAAAGAACCAUGGGCGAGUCGGAGCUGGCGUCUCCGGGAAGCAUGCACAGCUCCAGUCCCGCAGGUCUGAGAUCCUCGGCCCUGCAGAAACGAAACCCUUUUAGUGUAGAGAGCCUUCUCUCUGAUGCUACACCGAGACGGAAAUCUCAGCUGGACUUCCCUUCUCUGUCCAAUCAGAGGACACUUGUAGGUAAAGGGCACUUCUUGCUUUACCCCAUUACCCAUCAGCCCUUGGGUUUUCUUGUGCCCCAAACUGCCACGAAAGCCUCACCAUGCCAGGACAACGUCAAUGGCCUCAACCUAGAACAAAGGUGUGUGCCAAGCGAAGGGAGCCCUGCUCCAUCUGACCUUUCCAGCUUCAAUGCUGCCACUAAGCCUCUAAACUCAGAUCAUAUGGCGCACAAUAACCACCACAAUCACGUUAGCAAAAGAGCAGACGGAACGGACUCGAAGGAGUGUGGGGACUUUAGUAUCAUUGGACUCCCUGUUUCCUCACCGCUAAAUGCUCUGCGGACGAGCUCUCGGCCCGGCGACGACCAAAGGAGUUCGAAAGUUCCAGCUGAAGGACCGGCUGAGGGCUGCCAAGCCGCUGAGCCACGUGCGAAGGAGAAGGCUGCGAGAGACGAGCGCGGGUCUGCAGACCUCGCUGAGCAUCUUGAGGCUAACACAGACUGUUGAGAAACACCCGGAACAGAUGGCGAGGAUGUUGAUAUGGACUAACACUUGCAAGGAGCAAGCAUAAACAAAGGACCAAGAAGACCGCUCAGACUAUUCCAACAUUCCCAAAGCUCUGCUGAAACAUAUCAGGAAUCAGGAGACUUCAUUCUUGUCUAUUUUCUAAUGGUGAAUCAAUCCAGAUAGGCCCUAAAGUGUGGUCACCUUUAUGUUUAGGCCUUUAGCAGCAGCAGGUUUUUCUUUUAGUGACCAACAAUACACGCACAAGAAAAAAAAAUCUCAGAUAUUGUGCAGACCAGAAUAUUUAUAUGUAAACGUUUUGAUAAAUAAAGUUAUUGCUCACACUGA
This is a messenger RNA of Thalassophryne amazonica, 2111 nucleotides long. Its product is annotated as homeobox protein unc-4 homolog. Gene Ontology annotation, biological process: regulation of DNA-templated transcription. The record is from RefSeq and is a predicted model, not a curated record. Lineage: Eukaryota; Metazoa; Chordata; Actinopteri; Batrachoidiformes; Batrachoididae. Gene Ontology annotation, molecular function: sequence-specific double-stranded DNA binding; DNA-binding transcription factor activity, RNA polymerase II-specific. The transcript is spliced from 3 exons. Bases 243 to 1766 code for a protein of 507 amino acids.